Messenger RNA from Plasmodium malariae, 666 nucleotides. RefSeq names its product Plasmodium exported protein, unknown function. The record is from RefSeq and is a predicted model, not a curated record. The coding region runs from base 1 to 666 and encodes 221 amino acids. NCBI's taxonomy places the organism in Eukaryota, Apicomplexa, Aconoidasida, Haemosporida, Plasmodiidae. The transcript is spliced from 2 exons.
AUGGAUCACAAAAUUAAGUCACCGUUUAUUUUUAAAAUUGCUAUUUUUAUCGUUUUAACUUGGAUAUGUUAUUUUUACAAUGAUUUGACUACAUUUAAUAAGUACAUAGGGAUAUACACCCUUGACAGGAAAUUAUAUAUAAGAUAUAAUAGAAUACUAGGUAAAUAUGAAAAAGAAAAAGUUUCAAAUAUUGUAGGGAUGAAUGAACUAAUACAUAAAUAUGAACAGAAGAAUGAUAAAUAUGGAAAUAGAAAAAAAGGCCAAUCAAAUAUGUGUUCAUUAUAUAAGGAAGAGUUCAAUAAGCAAUUAAAGGGACAUAAAUAUUUAGUAUUUGAAGGGAAAAAAUUGUCUCAUUUUGAAAGAACAUUAUUCAAACAUCUUGAUUAUAUAGAUUUUAUUAGAAAAAAUCCAACAAUUAGUGAUAAGAGCUACAGAAAUAUAAUUUUCAAAGAAUAUGCACUACUAAUAUAUUUGCCUUUUUUAUUACUUUCGUGGGGAUACAUACUGCCUAUAAUAAAAUAUUCGGUAAAGAAACCAGAAGUAUCUGAUUUUCAUUUCAUAUUAUUUUGCGUUCCAGUCGCUAUAUUAUUUACUAUAUUUAUGUUAGGGGUUGCUUAUACACUUAUAAAAAUUAAAAAACAUAAAAGAUUUGUGAAGAAGCAAUAG